Messenger RNA from Osmerus eperlanus (European smelt), 2207 nucleotides. It is a transcript of the gene mntb, whose product is annotated as MAX network transcriptional repressor b. The coding region runs from base 238 to 2022 and encodes 594 amino acids. Gene Ontology annotation, biological process: regulation of transcription by RNA polymerase II. Gene Ontology annotation, molecular function: DNA-binding transcription factor activity, RNA polymerase II-specific; RNA polymerase II cis-regulatory region sequence-specific DNA binding; protein dimerization activity. The record is from RefSeq and is a predicted model, not a curated record. NCBI's taxonomy places the organism in Eukaryota, Metazoa, Chordata, Actinopteri, Osmeriformes, Osmeridae. The transcript is spliced from 6 exons.
AUUGCGCCUUGUUGUGUAUUCCCGUACUCGCAUCGCCAUCUUGUUGCAAUCCCUCUUUUACGUAUGUGAGGAUUUAACUACGAUUUGUCCCAUACUUUUUUUGUUAUUUUGAAAAGAAAGAGAGGAACCACUCACGCGCGUUUGUGAAUUAUACAACGUGUACUUGCUUCCCGGGAUUAUUUGUGCGUUUUCCUUCUGUCCCGGGCAACCGGGCUGCUACCGAAAGGGGCAAGCGAGAUGAGCAUCGAUACUCUUCUGGAGGCGGCCAGAUAUCUGGAAUGGCAAGCCCAGCAACAACAGAUUGCACGUGAGGAGGAGCAGAGAAGAGAGAAGGCGGAGCUUCACAGUCGAGAGCCUGAGCCCUGGAGAGUGGAGGUGGUGACUUCUUCCGCCCAGCCAAUCAGGUUCAAUCAUGCCCCCUGGGGGGAGGAGUCGCACCAUCAGCACUUGCACAUCUCCCCAGCCCCUCCUCCACCUCCACCCCCUCCCUCUCUCCCUCCACCUCAAGUCCCUAUCGCUGUCCUCCCCAUGGUCCCCAUUGUCACAGCAGCGCCCUCUGUCCCGCCCCUUCCCCUGGUCACACCUGUCACGGUCGCGCCGGCAACGUCGCUGAACGGCUCCCCGCCAGCCAAGAAUGGCUCCUCCCCGACGCAGCAGCAUCCAAUCACACACCACCUGAUGUGCGCCACCCAGAUGAAGGUCGAGCCUAAUUCGCUGACGCCGCUGACAGGUGUUACUCCCAACCAACCUCAGCCUCAGGUCCAGAUUCCGUACCCGACCACUAUCAUCACCACCAGUACGGCCAGCUCCCAGCAUGCUCUGCUUCCCCAGCAAGGCCCGCCCACUCCUCAACCUCGUACCAAUGGAAUGGUCAUGGAUGACAUGAGAGGACUGGAUGGGAAGAGACGACCAGGGGGCUUAUAUCUAUUCUUCAGAGCGGGAACAAGAGAGGUGCACAAUAAGCUGGAGAAGAACAGACGAGCUCAUCUGAAGGAGUGUUUUGAGACGCUGAAGAAGAACGUUCCUAACGUGGACGAGAAGAAGACGUCGAACCUCAGUGUUCUCCGCAGUGCUCUGCGCUACAUACAGACUCUAAAGCGCAAGGAGAAAGAGUACGAGCAUGAGAUGGAGCGCCUGGCGCGAGAGAAGAUUGCCACGCAGCAGAGACUGGCUGAGCUGAAGAAUGAGCUCGGCCAGUGCAUGGAUGUUCUGGAGAUAGACCGGGUUCUCCGACAGACAGUCCAGCCAGAGGAGGACCAGGCGUCCACAUCCACUGCCUCAGAAGGGGAGGAGAUCUUUGACCAGGACAUUGAUGAGGAUGUGUCACCUCCUCCGCCCUCCUCGUUGCGCAAGCUGCCUCCGCCCAUCCUGCAGACCCAACCACUCCUCACUUCUCACCUGUCCAUCCAGCACACAGCCCUCCCCCUCUCGGGUGUCCUGACCAGCCCGACCCUCUCGGCCGGCCACCCCCCUCAGGCCAUCGCUCCGGCACCGGCCACUCACCCCCUCCUGCCUCCAUCCAUUCAAGUACAGCCCACUGUCAUCGCCCAUGCCGCUGUUUCCCACCCAUCAGUCAUCCAGGCUGUCAAUCAUGUCCUCCCAGCCAAGCAUCUGACACACAUCGCCCCUUCUCCUGGCCCCCCUUCAUCCACCCCUCAACCAAUGGCAGCCACUGUUGCGGCUCACCAGCCAAUGACUGCCCAGCCCAUUGGACACAUCACUGUCCACCCUGUAGCUCACAUACCCUCCCACCUCUACCCCCAGGGCGUGUCUGUUUCCCAGCCAACUGUGGUGGGCCACAUAACCCACACCUUCACCCACGUCCAGGCUAACCCCCAUGCUAACGCUAACGGAGGCCAGGUCAAGGGUGCUGCCAUGCCUGGCCAGGGGAGCCCAUCCUUGGGGAAGCCCACCGCUGUCCUUACCCCCCACCACCAGCUAGUUGGACAGGCCACCGUCCUUAACCCUGUCACCAUGGUGACUGUUCCGCCAUUCCCUGUGAGCACGCUCAAACUGGCUUGAAGGAGAGGAUCAACGGCCGAUGGAGCCUAAACUACAACACGAUGAGUCAGACUCCUACAGGGUUUUGAACAACACCAGAACAUUCCUGACAGACGUGCUGGUGACAUAGACUAAUCUGCAGUCAGUACGCUACUCUUCAGAUUAACUAGUGAACAAAAGUAGGAGCUGUUCCGGGGGGGGGGGGG